CCGCCCCGCCUGCGCAUGCUCAGUGGCGAGCUGGGGCGCGGCUGGGUGUCCGCCUCUCUGGCCGUCGGGCUUGUUCUUCCUUCGUGUCUGUGGGUGGCAGAGACCACAAAGCGCCUGCUCAUGGAGCCCCCCGGCCCAUUUCGGGCCGCGUUGGUUGGGCCGCUGCUCCUGCUCCUGCUGCCGCUACUCCUGCCUCUAUCUGGGCCGGCCGUGUCCGCCCAGAGCGCGGCCGCUGCUUGCUCUGAGAGCACCAACCGCUCCUGCAACGACUGCCUGAGGAACGUGUCGUGCUUCUGGUGCUACACGAAUAACGCCUGCCUGGACUACCCCGUCAGGAAGAUCCUGCCGCCCAGCGCCCUGUGCCCGCUGAAGUCGGCCCGCUGGGGCGUGUGCUGGGUGAAUUUCGAAGCCCUGAUCAUCGCCAUGUCAGUAGUGGGAGGGAUCCUCCUCCUGGGCAUCACUGUGUGCUGUUGCUGUUGCUGCAGGAAACGGAAGAGCCAAAGGUCAGACAAGGAGGAAGAGCGGGCUGCUCGAGAGAGAGAGGAGAGGAAAGUUCGGCAGGAGGAGAGGAGAGCCGAGAUGAAGUCUAGACACGAAGAAAUCAGGAAAAAAUACGGGCUGUUUAAGGAACAGAAUCCGUACGCCCGGUUUGAAAACAAUUAGUGCCUCCCGGGAGCCCAGGCACCCUCCCUGCGCCCCCGGCACCCCUUCCUCCGAAGCUGCUUUCAGGAAAGAGCCUUCUGUUCAAAGGAGACGCCCGGCCCCCGACGGGUCACUCACCGACGCCACGUUCCACGAAGACCAGUGCCAGGGCCUGGGCUGGAAGAGGAGGGCUGCUCGGCCCCAGGUCCCCCUACACUCAGCCUUGGGGCCCCCCUGCUCUCGGCCCCGGGCCCCCCUACACUCGGCCUCGGGGCCCCCCACACUCAGCCUCGGGGCCCCCACACUCAGCCUUGGGGCCCCCCUACACUCGGCCUCGGGGCCCCCCCCACUCAGCCUCGGGGCCCCCACACUCAGCCUUGGGGUCCCCCUGCACUCGGCCUCUUUCUUGGGUAAAAUGCGGGUCUCGUUCUGGUUGAGGUUUGUCCCCUCCGUUGCGUUCUUCAAGGCUGGGCACCCCCGAGAAGCCGCCCUUCGCAGGCCCGGGUUCCUCUCCUGUGCAGGAGAGACGCUGCGCCGCCCGCCGUCCCAGAGGGUCCACGUUUCCGUGGCUCCGGAGCCACAGGACGGGCCAAAUAAGUGCCUUUUCCCAAACCCCCUGCAGAGGGCGGGGCGCCCCUCCCCCAGACUCUGGGCGCACAGUGGCAGCCGAAGCCCCCCCUGAUCUCGGGGCCUUUCUGCCCUGAGACCCGCCCAGCCGACCUGCCUUGGGGGGAGGGAGCACUGUGAUGACUGGCGUGCGCGGCCCCGGUGGUGCUUCUCUGCUGCGUUUCUACUCUGUAUCUAGGCCGGGCAUCAUCCGGGUAGCCCCAUGCCCGCAGCGCCUGCCCUUCGGGAAUGCCAAAUAAAACAUCGAUUGUA
Monodelphis domestica (gray short-tailed opossum) is the source of this 1521-nucleotide messenger RNA. It is a transcript of the gene PTTG1IP, whose product is annotated as PTTG1 interacting protein. Gene Ontology annotation, cellular component: cytoplasm; nucleus. The record is from RefSeq and is a predicted model, not a curated record. NCBI's taxonomy places the organism in Eukaryota, Metazoa, Chordata, Mammalia, Didelphimorphia, Didelphidae. Gene Ontology annotation, biological process: protein import into nucleus.